Molecule: messenger RNA, 1458 nt
Organism: Pyrus x bretschneideri (Chinese white pear)
Lineage: Eukaryota; Viridiplantae; Streptophyta; Magnoliopsida; Rosales; Rosaceae
Product: glutamate dehydrogenase 2-like
Exons: 9
Coding region: 68-1303 (411 amino acids)
Biological process (GO): L-glutamate catabolic process
Cellular component (GO): mitochondrion
Molecular function (GO): L-glutamate dehydrogenase (NAD+) activity
Source: RefSeq, a predicted model, not a curated record
UUGCUUGCUUUUAGGUUCUGGGGUUUUACUGUUUCAUUGAUUUCAGCAGAGGCAGAGAGAGGCAGCCAUGAAUGCUCUUGCAGCCACCAACCGCAACUUUCGACAUGCAGCUCGCAUUCUUGGGCUGGAUUCCAAGCUUGAGAAAAGCCUUUUGAUUCCCUUCAGAGAAAUCAAAGUUGAGUGUACUAUUCCGAAAGAUGAUGGCACCCUGGUAUCCUAUGUUGGAUUUAGAAUCCAGCAUGACAAUGCCCGUGGCCCAAUGAAAGGGGGAAUCCGUUAUCAUCCUGAGGUUGACCCAGAUGAAGUGAAUGCUCUAGCCCAGCUAAUGACAUGGAAGACAGCUGUAGUAAACAUUCCUUAUGGUGGAGCUAAGGGUGGGAUUGGCUGCAACCCGAGGGACUUGAGCGUCAGUGAGUUAGAACGUUUAACUCGUGUUUUUACUCAGAAGAUCCAUGAUCUCAUUGGAAUUCACAGGGAUGUUCCUGCUCCUGACAUGGGAACUAAUUCCCAGACAAUGGCUUGGAUUCUUGACGAGUACUCAAAGUUUCAUGGGCAUUCACCUGCAGUUGUGACAGGAAAACCGAUUGAUCUUGGGGGUUCACUUGGAAGGGAGUCUGCGACUGGACUUGGGGUGGUUUUUGCAACCGAGUCUUUACUUGGUGAAUACGGAAAGUCAAUUUCUGGUAUGAAGUUUGUUAUACAGGGUUUUGGAAAUGUGGGCUCAUGGGCAGCCAAGUUGAUCCAUGAUAGAGGGGGUCAUGUCAUUGCUGUUAGUGACAUCACAGGUGCAAUUAAAAACCCUGCUGGAAUCAAUAUCCCAGAUCUUCUCAAGCACAAAGAUAGCAAUAGAAGUUUGAAGGAAUUCCAAGGUGGAGAUGCUAUGGACCCAAAUGAUUUGCUUGUUCAUGAAUGUGAUGUUUUGAUUCCAUGUGCCUUAGGAGGAGUUAUUAACAAGGAAAAUGCAGCUGAUGUGAAGGCAAAAUUUAUAAUAGAAGCUGCAAAUCAUCCGACUGACCCCGAAGCAGACGAGAUUUUGUCCAAGAAGGGAGUUGUUAUUCUCCCUGACAUAUAUGCAAAUGCUGGCGGUGUGACGGUGAGCUACUUCGAAUGGGUUCAGAAUAUUCAAGGAUUUAUGUGGGAAGAAGACAAGGUUAACUGUGAGCUUAAAAAGUACAUGCACAAGGCCUUCCUUGACAUCAAGGCAUUGUGUCAAACUCAUGACUGCAGCUUGCGAAUGGGAGCUUUCACUCUCGGGGUGAACCGAGUCGCACGUGCUACACUCUUGAGGGGUUGGGAAGCAUGAAUGAAGUCUUUUCAUUUUAAUUUUCUCCUUUUGUGCCCAUCAAAUGCUUCUUCUUAACAUCAGUCAUGCAAUGUAAUGGGAAUCGAAAAACCGGAUACUCAAGCAAACUGGAGAAACCAACCUAAGAAAGAAAUAAAAGUCCUUUAGUUCAUUUA